GACGUGCGACAGGGUCUGAGGAUAAGUGCUAUACAACAUAACUCAUAACAAGCUCAAUGCCAUUUCACCUUCUAAGAUCACUUCUCACCUUUACUUUUUGGAAUUGGCAUAAAUCAGAUCAUUGACGCGUAUGACGUUAAAUAGGGUACUCUGAGAAGAACGUUUGCCAGGUCCUGUCAAGCUCGUCUUGAGGAGACGACUCCUCGUUACCUUGCGCAUAAGUCUUGAAAAUAAUUGCAGGACACAUUUAAAAGUGUCCGGGAUGCUGUGGUCUCCGCUCCUGUUUGCGUUGGUGAUGGAAGCCUCAUCACACAGCCAGAACAUAACACACUCUUCAGCCUCCGCCAAGGACCGAGCCACCUCACACACCUGGGGAUCCUCACAGCACAGGGAACAAGAUGACCCAUCGCUCCUCCGGCCGAGGAUCCACUACUGCCGAUCACCUAACAUGGAGACUUUCACCUGCUGGUGGCAUUUCCCUGACAACGGCUCCCAUAGCAACGACAACAUCACCUACACGCUGACCUACUCUGUGGGGAAGGGGCGUAUGAGGGAGUGUCCAGACUAUGUGACGGGCGGGCCCAACAGCUGCUAUUUUGACAGCCGUCACACACAGGUGUGGGAGAUAUACUGCAUGAAGCUGGUGGCACACUGCAGCCAUGGCAACUACACAUCUGAGGAGCACUGCCUGGAUGUGGCUGACAUUGUGGAGACAGACCCACCCUUCAACCUCACCUACUGGCUGACCAACAGCAGUGGGGAGGGGGCCGGCUGCUCAGCGCUGGUGUCGUGGCUGUACCCAAACGCUGCGGAUGUGCACGUGGGCUGGGUGACGCUCGACUUUGAGCUGCAGUACCGCCGCAAGUCCGAGCCUCACAGCUGGAAGGCGAAGGGGGUACAGCGCGAGCCCCAGCUGGAGCUGCUGGACCUGCCCGCGGGGAGCUAUGUGGUCAGAGUGCGCUGCAAGUCCCACAACUCCCGGCUGUGGAGCAAGUGGAGUGAGCUCCUCACACUCAACAUCCCGUCCCACCAGACCAUAGAUAAGAUGCUGGCUGUCAUCCUGGUGAUAGGGAUUAGCAUAGUGGCUUUCCUCAUGAUUGGUCUGGGAAUUAUACCAAAUGGUAAAAGGAUUAAAGCUUUUCUCCUCCCUCCAGUCCCAAAACCGCGCAUCAGAGGGAUCGAUCCCACCCUUCUGAAGAAUGGGAGGAUGGAUGAGAUAACCCGUCUCUUCAAAUCCUUCCAUGGCUACAGCCCCCCGCAGUACAGCUCAGAAAGCUGGCUCCACGUCACCACAGAAGAAGAGCCGUCUCUUCAGGGUUGCCAUCUGAGUAAGGUGUCUGAGAAGGCCGGGGAGUUUACGCCCAGCACCCUGUGUCCCGGCUCUCCGGUGGACCUGGAGACGCCCCAGGGCUCGUCCCCGUACUGCCAGGUCCCGUCUCAGGCCCCGGGGCCCACAGGGGGCCCCACCUGUGCAUGGCCCUGGAGUGCAGGGCUGCUGCCCAUCCCCAGUUUGGGCUACACCGUGCCCCCGGCACCCCCCCCGGGCCUGGACUUCUACGCCUGCGUGAACGGGGUGAACACCAGCGGAGCCGUCCAGCUGGUGCCCUGCGUGUCCGCCCGCGUCAGAUCAACGCCCCUCCUGCAGGUGACGGACAGCGCGGAGAAGGGCAAAGCCAAGCCCAGGGCAUCGGGGGGCGGGGUUCCGUCAGGGGUGGGGGGAACGGGGUCGUCGGGCGGAGGGGUGACAUGCUGUUACACGACCAUGGAUGACCUGCAGCAGGGCAGGGACUGGCCUGUGGAUGGGGCCACAGCACAGGGAGACGGACAGGGGGAGAGACUGAGCACAGAGCAGGGUCAGAUACCCGCUACCUCACUGUCAGCUGAAACUCAGGGGUUUGAGCCCUGA
Molecule: messenger RNA, 1906 nt
Organism: Conger conger (European conger)
Lineage: Eukaryota; Metazoa; Chordata; Actinopteri; Anguilliformes; Congridae
Product: prolactin receptor-like
Exons: 9
Coding region: 263-1906 (547 amino acids)
Molecular function (GO): protein binding
Source: RefSeq, a predicted model, not a curated record